This is a messenger RNA of Ctenocephalides felis (cat flea), 2499 nucleotides long. RefSeq lists its product as uncharacterized. Lineage: Eukaryota; Metazoa; Arthropoda; Insecta; Siphonaptera; Pulicidae. The record is from RefSeq and is a predicted model, not a curated record. Bases 13 to 2499 code for a protein of 828 amino acids. The transcript has 3 exons.
GUUUCAUUAAUAAUGCCGCGACCAAGACGAUCGAAUCUUUCCCGACAAAGCAGUAAUGCAAGAAGACUGCAAAAUACUGUAAAUGCAAGAACUGAAGAACAAGAAAGAAUUGCACGUGAACAGCAACGCGAAAGAAUGGCUCGACUUCGUGCUCGAGGUAACAACAUAGAUCAACAAAUAGUUAACUUGCGAUGCAGAAGAAGAAAUUUGAAUCGAGAAGCAUUUCAAUACGAUUGCAGCUAUGAUUAUAGCUUGCAUCCUAGCGUCUGCAUUGGCAAAAUGGACGUAGUUUGCAAGUAUUGUGGUGCAUUGAAGUUUUCCCAAGAAACGCCUGGAUUAUGCUGCCUUAAUGGUAAAGUCAAAUUGCCAUCGUUGACUCCGCCACCUGAACCAUUGUAUUCAUUGCUUUGUGGCGAAACACAAGAAUCACGCCACUUUCUUGCUAAUACUCAAAAAUACAAUGGUUGUUUCCAAAUGACGUCAUUUGGAGCAGAUAUUAUCGAAGAACGAGGAUUUAAUCCGACAUUUAAGAUACAAGGACAAAUUCAUCAUCGAAUUGGAUCAUUACUACCUUUUGAAGAUACACAGAAUAAAUUUUUACAAAUAUAUUUCAUGGGCAACAGGGAAGAACAACUUGAUCGACGACUAGAGAUCAAUGCAGGAAUGAAGCGAGCAAUUCUUCAAGACUUACAGUGUCUGCUUCAUGAACAUCAUGCGUUGGUCUGGUUGUUUAAGAGUGCUUUAGAGCUCAUGCCAAGCGAUGACUAUAAAGUUGUCAUCAGAGCAGAUAAACGACCAUCUGGAACACACGAAAGGACAUUUAAUGCUCCAAUAGUAGACGAAGUUGCCAUCCUGAUUGUUGGUGAACAAUUGGAAAAACGCGAUAUUGUGCUUUCACGUCGCGACACUGGGCAACUGCAACAAAUAUCUGAAACACAUCGAUCAUAUGACUCAUUGCAAUACCCGCUGAUGUUUUGGCAAGGAGAAGAUGGAUAUUAUUUUAAUAUUAAAAUGAAAAAUCCAUUGAAUGGCGAAGAAACUACAAAGAAUGUUAGCUCAAUGAAUUAUUACGCAUAUCGUUUGAUGAUUCGUCAUAAUGCUGACAACUAUUUGCUGCGGUUUCGUCGAUUGUUUCAGCAAUAUUGCGUUGACAUGUAUGUAAAAAUAGAAACGGAACGCUUAAAUUUCAUUAGGUUCAACCAAGCCAAACUGCGUUCUGAGGAGUACAUCCAUUUACGUGAUGCAGUUAGUACUGAAGGAAAUGCAGCUAAUAUUGGCCGAUUAACUAUUCUGCCGGCGACAUACAUUGGUAGCCCACGACAUAUGCAUGAAUAUGCACAAGAUGCAAUGACAUAUGUUCGUCAUUACGGUCGACCAGAUCUUUUCAUAACUUUUACCUGCAACCCAAAAUGGAUAGAAAUUACUGAAUUGCUGCUUCCCGGACAAACAUCAAGUGAUAGGCACGACAUUACAGCACGUAUAUUCAGGCAAAAAAUUCGGUCCCUGAUAAACUUUAUUGUUAAAGAGCGCGUCUUUGGAGAAACUCGAUGCUGGAUGUAUUCAAUCGAAUGGCAAAAGCGAGGCUUGCCACACGCACACAUUCUUAUUUGGUUAGUGGAAAGAAUUCAGCCUGACCAAAUAGAUGAUAUCAUAUGUGCCGAGAUUCCUGAUUAUGAAGUCGAUCCAGACCUACAUGAUGUUGUUACUUCUAAUAUGAUUCAUGGACCGUGUGGUGCCAUCAAUCCCCAAUCACCUUGCAUGGUCGAUGGAAAGUGCUCUAAACGAUAUCCACGGAAAUUAACAGCGGAGACUGUCACUGGCAAUGAUGGUUAUCCGCUGUAUCGUCGUCGAUCACCAGAUGACAACGGUCAAACUGUCACAACGAAAGUGAAAAGAAUGGAUUUCGUUGUUGACAACAGUUGGAUUGUUCCAUAUUCGCCACUCAUUUCUAAAACGUUCAAGACGCAUUGCAACAUUGAAUACUGUAAUUCAGUUAAGUCCAUCAAAUAUAUUUGCAAAUAUGUCACGAAAGGCAGUGAUAUGGCUGUUUUUGGAUUGCAAUCCUCGAAUGACAACGAUGAAAUUUCACGCUAUCAAGUUGGUCGUUAUGUGAACUGUAAUGAAGCGAUUUGGCGUAUAUUCGCAUUUCCCAUUCACGAACGUCAUCCUACUGUUAUGCAUUUGGCGGUGCAUCUGGAGAAUGGUCAACGAGUAUAUUUUACGGCUUCAAAUGCUAUGCAACGUGCUGAAACACCUCCAGCAACUACAUUAACCAGUUUUUUUGCAAUUUGUCAAAGAGAUCAGUUUGCACAAACUUUGCUUUACUCGGAGAUGCCACGUUAUUAUACUUGGAAUGCUUUAUCGAAGAAUUUUCAAAGACGGAAGAAAGGCAAUGCGGUUCCUGGGUAUCCAGAUGUGCGUUCUACUGAAGCUCUUGGUCGAAUGUAUACAGUUCAUCCAAAGAAUAUUGAAUGUUUUAUUUGCGGCUGUUGCUGGUAA